Molecule: messenger RNA, 4961 nt
Organism: Thamnophis elegans (Western terrestrial garter snake)
Lineage: Eukaryota; Metazoa; Chordata; Lepidosauria; Squamata; Natricidae
Product: interleukin-1 receptor-like 2
Exons: 12
Coding region: 1715-3337 (540 amino acids)
Biological process (GO): regulation of inflammatory response; signal transduction
Molecular function (GO): interleukin-1 receptor activity
Source: RefSeq, a predicted model, not a curated record
AUUCCACCACUGCUAAGCAUAUUUCCCAUCAGUCAGCAAGCACUGGAGAUACUAUAUCUACAAUAACAGUGAAUCUGUCUAUAGAGCCCAGGAAGGUAUUUUGGAAUCUUGAGAGCAUCACAAUAUGCUCUCAAAAGCAUGGCGUUAAUUUUUCUCAUUAAUUUUUAGGCAAUACCUAGGCUUCUGCUCUAGAACUGACUGCAUCCUCUACUUCAUCAGGACACACAAGCUUGGACCCAAAGCAACAGAAUGGAAGCCAUCUGGACAUAAUGUUGGAAAAAUCGAUUCAAUGGCUCCAACAGGGCUCCAGAAAUUCCUCAGCAGCCUUGCAGAGGGCUUCAUUUUCCAGAAGGCCGAAGCACAAACAAGUGGAUCGCUCUCCCGGAUCUGACAGCGCAAAGGGGGAAGAAGAGGAUCCAAUUGAAAGGGAAGGAAGAAAACAGUUCGCAAGCCUGGACAGCUCAGUCAAGCAGGGGAUUCAACAGGAACGUUCAGAGUGCAGCAUGAUUGUGAACUUCUGGCUAGGCUCCAUUUUCUUUAUCAAGGGAGGUGCGGAAUAGCUAGCAUGGAACGAAGCAGCUUACAAUAUUUCGGAAUUACUAUACGCGAUCUUUAAGCGAAAUAGUCCGAUAACGGUCCUGCGAUAUUAUCGACGGAGGGACUUUCCUCUAAAUUCCGCCUGGGGUUCAGUGAAAUUUUACCCUCUUUCCCCCUUUUUUGCGCGCGUUGGCGUACUGGGCGCCAACUAACAGUCUUGCCCUGGUUCGCGAGGAAGGCGAGGCUUCCGAGCGGAGUCGAUUUGUUUGUUCCCGCCAAUGCCGUGACUGGCGGGCCUCCUUUCGUUGCCACUUCUGCAACCGUGCUCUUGGCCGGGCGGAGGCGGAGAAAGGCCCCUGGAAAGAGAAGCCGCGGAAGCUCUUCGACUUUGGAGUGUCCGAGGUUGCAACAGCAAUUGCUAUAUGCGCACUAUGACACAAUUUCCUACCGAAGAAGUCGGUGCGCCAGAAAAACUUCCUCCGCAACAUUAGGUUCUCACGACAAUCCUCCCACCCAUCCCAAAUAUUGAGCCAAACGACCUGUUGCUUUCUUACUGCUAUUUCUAGGUGCUCUCAAGUGUCCCGGUUCCGGCAUUGAAAGCGAGGCUGAGAUUCCACUUCAUUCCUGCCUUUCACUCCGGCCCGGCCCACUUUCCAGUCCUCCUGGAGUUGGACUGGAGUUAACAGCUUCCAGAGAGAGGGCUGGGGUGGGUGGAAGGUAGCAGGGUUAUCUGUUGCGCCAAAAGGUGCUCGUUACAUAAAAAACACCCACACAACACGUUUUACGGCUCCCCUCUUGGUGCGUUAGUCGUCUUGCAAGUCUAGCCACUUCCUAGCCAAGCGCUCGCGUUUAUAACGCUCGAGGAGCCGCACUCGGCUGGCUGCUCCAAGCCAAGGAGGUCGCAAUUACUGUUUGGAUGAGAACUCACCCGAAGAUCACCCAGUGGAAGUCGAGAAAACACCCCAAAAGGAGGCAAUGGCGAACCCCUUCCUUUGUGUUACCUGAAAAUCAGCUAAGCUAAUCACCUUAUCUAUUUUUCCAUCUUCAUGGGGCCUUAAGAUUGUUCUUGUUCAGGAAAAGCAUUUCCGGGGAAAAGAAAAGACUACGGGUUUCACCAUAAAUUGCUACGAAAUUUUUAAAACCUAUUUAAUAGCUUCCUUUUUUCUGAGAGUAAAACAUGAAACCUGCUUUAGCUGAUUACUGUAUUCUAGUCCUCUCAUUUAUCUGUGUACUCAAAUCAGAGAAAUGUUUCCAGAAAUAUGAAAGGGAGAAGAUAUUUGAAGAAAACAAUCCUUUUAGGCUUGACUGCCCAAUUUCACACUAUCAACGUACAAACUUUACCCUGAACUGGUACAUGAAUGGAAAUGACACACCUUUGAUUACACCGCCUUUUUCAAGAGUAUUCCAACAGAAUACCAGCCUCUGGUUUAUCCCUACAAUAGCUCAAGAUUCAGGAUUGUAUCACUGUAGUUAUAGGAAUUCAACAGUAUGUUAUAAGUACAGCAUCCAAAUUGCAGCUCUCAAUAAUAGCGCUGGUCUUUGUUUUAAUGAAAAUUACCACCUUGAGCAAACCUUGUUUCCAAAAGGAUCAUCCCGGAUUGUGUGUCAUCAAGUGAAUUACUUUGGACAGGAAGUAGAUUAUUCUUCCAUUCAGUGGUAUAAGGAAUGUGAGUCAGUACAAGGAGAACGAUUUGCGUUGUUCAGAAACCAACUUAUUAUAAAAGAAUUGAAAAAAGAUGAUGAGGGAAAAUAUUUAUGCAAAGGAACCUAUACUUUUAGGGGAAAGAAAUACAAUUUUUCAAAUAGUAUUUUAAUGAAUUUAUUAGAUUCAGCCAGGAAGAGAACUGAAAUUUUGUACCCCCUAAACAAUACUAUUGAAGCUGAUGUUGGAUCCAAUGUCUUUACAGAGUGCAAUGUAUCAAGUUUCAGAGACAGUUUCAUUCCUAUAUCCUGGAAAGUAAAUUAUACUCAAGUUGACAGUCUAUUUAAUGGUAGAAUCAUAGAAGGAAAUCAAACAAAUAUUCCAAAGGAUGGAGCAGAGAUUUUUACGGUGUCUCUGAACAUUACAAAGUUGAAAACUGAAGAUUAUGAUCAGCAGUUUACUUGCCAUGCAGGUGAAGUUGCAGCAUACAUCAAAAUACAGCGCCCAACAAAAAACUAUGCAGCUUUUGUGAUAUUGAUAUUACUACUGAUUAUUCCUAUAUUAAUCUGCAUCUUGUUCAAGAUUGAAAUUGUCCUUUGGUAUCGGAAAUCAUGUCGCCCUUUUUUUCAUAAAAAAGUUUCAGAUGGAAAAAUCUAUGAUGCAUAUGUGUUAUAUCCAAAAAUCAGCAACCAAGCUGACUUUGUACUGAAAGUACUGCCUGAAGUUCUGGAAAAACAGUGUGGAUACAGUCUCUUUAUACCUGGAAGGGAUGAUUUGCCAGGAAAAGCGAUAGUCAACGUUGUUGAUGACACCAUUACGCAAAGCAGGAGGCUGAUUAUGAUUCUAGUAGCUGGGUUGUCCAGCUCAGAAGAGGCUCCUGAGCAGAAUAUAGCAAUGUAUCAUGCUCUUAUACCUGAUGGAAUGAAAACUAUCCUGAUCGAAAUGGGUAAGAUAAAGGAUUACAGCAACAUGCCAGAGUCCAUUAGAUACAUCAAGCAAAAACAAGGAGCUAUCAGAUGGAACGGGGACAUCACGAAGAAAGGCUCUUGUUCGGCAAAUGGUUCCUUUUGGAAAAAGGUCAGAUACCGAAUGCCACCAGAACGUCAAGGGUCCCAAGGACUAGCUUUGAUGCCAAUCACCCAGAUGAUAAAAGAAUAGUCUUGAGAUCAUUUCAGAAUCCCUCUGGAGAGACGUUUACAUUGAAUUUGAUGCAACAUGUCCUAUAUUAUGGAGAUGGAUUCCUAAAUUUAUAUGUAAUGUUGGAACUGAUUUUCUUUUUUAUUCAUGAGAUUAAAGUAUGUACAGCAUUUUCAUUUUUUAAAAAAAUGAUAUGUGAACAGGGAUUAUUUGAUAAGGAAUUUUUGCUUAUAAAAAUGGUGCAAAUACCCAUGAUUUCCUGACUAAUUUUAUACCAUCCUUUUAGUUUCAGAUACCAAUCCUGCCUCAAUGUAUGUUUCCAGGUUCUGUGCAGCAGCACUCAAAAUUCAUCUGAUGAUGACCUGUGCUAUAAACCAGAUUUCCUGAGCACUAGUUUACCAUGUUAUUAAAGUGCUUUGUUACUUGGUAGAUCUAGUUUUCUACAUAUUAACCUUUUAUGCUCUCCUGUAAUGCUCCUACCCCUUCUUUUAGGCACUCAUUUAUGUUUUCACUUUGUAGUAUAUUGUUUAUAUUUUCUAGAUUUUUCUUAUAAGUGUGUUUAGCUUUUUAUUUUUGAUAUAUCCUUUAAGCUUCUUAAAUGACCCUCAGUGUCUCAAAUAUUUCAUUUUGACUUGCUCAAUUUUUUAAAUACAAUUUUUGGAAGAUUCUCAUUUUCAAGAGAGAACAUUUGCAUGUGCACACAUACAGAUUCCUGAGGAAUAAGCCCAACGAAGCUCAGACAUGGUUGUAGAACUCAAUUGAGCCAGAAAACUGGUUUCUGAGAUGCCUUGGGUUAAUUCCUUGUGGGAGGUUGCAUUUCUGCUGGCAUCCUAUUUUUGAACCUCUGCUCCCCUUAGUAAGAACUAAGUGAUGCGUUAGAUAAGCCCUUGAAUAGGGUCCACUCUUAUUUUUACAGACUGUUUUUUGUAGCUAUACUAACAUAACAGGCUAGGAGGCCUGAAACCUUUUGAAUGCCCUGUCAUUAAUAUUCCCUUUUGUUAAGCAUUUGAAAUAGGCCUUACACCAUGUGUGACAAUGCAAAGUAUUUCUCUUCAAACCUACAGACGAGUCUUUUCGCAAGGUUCACCCUGCUGCUUUGGAAGAUUUUUCCAGCUGCCUCUCCUAAGCUUCAUGAAGAGACAAAGAUAGAUAACAUCCAGGAGCAACUUCUGAGAACAGUUACACAAGCUGGAAACAGGCAUUAUUCAUUUGAAGAGAGUUGCUUUUCUUACACUCCUGUGCUACAUAAAACACCCCUUUGGGCUGCCUUGCACAGCUGUAGUCACUGUCUGAUGCGCAAGAUGACUGGGUUAUUUUGGGCUUAUCCUCAACAGCUGCAAAAUGCCACAUUAUUUGGAAGAGGUCAUUUUUAAAAAAUUUCUUCUUAUAUAACAUAUAAACAGUUGACCAUAAGCACAGUUGACCUUUAUAAGCACUUAGUGUACUUAUUUUAUAUACAUUUAUUUUUUUAAUACAACUGAGAGUCUGUUUUUAGCAGUAUAUUUACAACACACUCUUUUUUACUUGUAAAUAUAUUCUAGUGUAUGUACAUUAUUUUUAUGAUGUGAACUGUCCAGAAUUGAUUAAAACCAUGUGGCUGCCAAAGUAGAAUUAAUUAAAUAAAUAAAUACUGUUUCUCCUUCUA